ACGAACCGCGGUGUUUUGAAAAGCGUCGAAAUUUGAAACUUUCGUCCGUUUCGCAACGUUACGCGGUCCUAACACGCCCGGUUCGGGUGUUAGGUGUGUGCGCGCGUUUGUGAACCACGAAAUACGUUUCAAUAACAAUUUGGGGCCGCUGCUGGAAACGGUUUAGGAAUUCAACUUCGGGAAAAGUGAGAAGAGUAAACAAGCUAACGCUAGCUAGGGAUAGCUUGUUAGCUAGCCUGCUAACGUAACUAGCGUACGGUAGAAAGUUGGGAAAGAGUGAGUCGCUUUCGCUUUUCUGAGCUUGAGAAAGACAGAAACGAGCAUGACGGGGGUGUUUCGAGCGCCGGACGCCUUUUCGGGCGAUGAAGACGAUGAUAACGAUGCCAACAGGGCCAGAGACGCGCUGAACGCGGCUUCAGAUGAGAGCCCUGUUAAGCAAACGACUCGGUAUCGACUCGCGUCUCCGCAGCAGCGGUGCUGGAGAGAUGCCCAGUGGCCAGCCCGUAUCUGCUCGAUGCUCUGUUGCCUGGUCAUCUUCUCCUUUAUCGCUGUGCUUGUCUCAUUUCUAUAUAUCGUUUUGAAAGAUCUGCGAGCUGAGAAGAUAACCACUGAAGAUGGAGCAGAAAUAAGACUUCUAGGGUUUUGGAGUAUGCUGGUGCUGUCCUCCUUGGCUGGAGUGCUGUGUUGCAGUUUCUCCUGGACUCUUACCUACUUCGAUUCAUUUGAGCCUGGAAUGUUUCCUCCCACCCCACUUUCUCCUGCCAAACUCCGGAAAAUGACAGGCCACUCCUUUCACAUGGGCUACAGCAUGGCCAUUCUCAACGGCAUAGUGGCUGCACUCACUGUCAUCUGGUGCCUCACAUAAAAAAAAAAAACCCACACAAACUUUUGCUCCCUGACCGCUUCCUCACCUAGAUCAUCACAUUACCAUCAAGUGUUUGUGGUUAAUUAAAGAAAGAAAAACAUCGA
Molecule: messenger RNA, 969 nt
Organism: Pygocentrus nattereri (red-bellied piranha)
Lineage: Eukaryota; Metazoa; Chordata; Actinopteri; Characiformes; Serrasalmidae
Gene: arl6ip6
Product: ADP-ribosylation factor-like 6 interacting protein 6
Exons: 4
Coding region: 323-865 (180 amino acids)
Source: RefSeq, a predicted model, not a curated record